AUGGAAAGAAAUCAAAUGCAAAUGCAUAGGCAAAUUGCUACCAUUCGCAAAUCGCUUUUCGAUCAGGGAUAUCUGGACGAGCAAUUCGUACAGUUGGAGGAGUUGCAAGACAAUUCGAAUCCCAAUUUCGUGGAGGAAGUCGUCACCUUGUUCUAUCGUGAUUCCGCUCGUUUUCUCUAUAAUCUCGAUCAAGCCUUGGAAAAGAGGCCUUUGGAUUUCAGUAGAUUAGACAGCUUAAUGCAUCAGUUUAAAGGUAGCAGUUCUAGCAUUGGUGCCAAGAAGGUUAAGAUUGAGUGCACCCACUUCAGGGACUACUGCAAUGCCAGAAAUACUGAAGGAUGCAAGAGGACCUUCCAACAUGUCAAGAAAGAAUAUACAACUCUCAAAAAGAAGCUUGAAGCUUAUUUUCAGAUGUCAAGACAAGCUGGGCCCAUCGAGACGGCAUGCCGGCCCAGAUAAAAGUUUUGGAUUCUAAUGGGCUAAAGAUGGCCCAUUUAGUAGACUAUGCUUAACAAACCAAACCCAUUGGGCCUCAUUGUACUAGUAGUGGUAUAUUGUCAUAAAACGAGGUCGUCUUGAUAGAAGAGAAAUGCUUUAGAGGGUGGUACGAUGUGGUGUUCUACUUGUUCUUGGUUUUUGGUUUC
This is a messenger RNA of Cynara cardunculus var. scolymus (artichoke), 644 nucleotides long. RefSeq names its product histidine-containing phosphotransfer protein 4-like. Bases 1 to 459 code for a protein of 152 amino acids. Gene Ontology annotation, molecular function: protein histidine kinase binding; histidine phosphotransfer kinase activity. Lineage: Eukaryota; Viridiplantae; Streptophyta; Magnoliopsida; Asterales; Asteraceae. The transcript is spliced from 5 exons. Gene Ontology annotation, biological process: phosphorelay signal transduction system; phosphorylation; cytokinin-activated signaling pathway. The record is from RefSeq and is a predicted model, not a curated record. Gene Ontology annotation, cellular component: nucleus; cytoplasm.